AACACAUUGCAGCUGUAGCAGCCACACUUUUGGAGUGAAUUUAUCCAGCCUGCACACUUUGAAACAGUCACUGAAGGAGCCAAGAUGUGGUUCUCCUGGAUGCUGCUCCUGGCUUCUCUAGCUACGUCCACCGCUUCGUCAAGAAGUCGAGAGUGGGCUAUUCACGGAGCUGCAAUGUUUGCUGAUCUCACUCCCCAAGAGAUGAACGCCGUGAGAGACUACCUCUACUCCUGCAGCGAGCUGGGUCUCACCUCGGCACGAGACAAGUCCCUCAAGAAGAACAGCAUCCUCCUUAUGGAGCUGCACGUUCCUCGCAAGCACGAGGCGCUCCGUGCGCUGGACAGAGGACAGGCGAGACCUUCUCGGCAGGCACGUGUGGUGGUGCAGUUCGGCAACCAGGCGGAGCCAAAUGUUACGGAGUACAUCGUCGGACCCCUACCUUUCCCGAGGUCUUACCAGGUGAAGACAUUUAAGGGCGACCGUCCAAUCCGUUUCGAGUCCAGGCCGAUCUCCACUGUGGAGUACGAGCAUCUCAAUGGGGUUCUGGAGAAAGUAGGAGCUAAAGCAAACAAGAUUCUGCAAGAGAGCGCUGGGUUUACUUAUGGCAACUGCACUAAUCGUUGCUUGACCUUCUCAGACAUCGCUCCUCGUGGGUUGGCACCAGGAGAGAGGAGGACGUGGAUCAUGUUGCAGAAGUUUGUGGAGGGCUAUUUCAUCCACCCGGUGGGCUUCGAGGUCCUCGUUAACCACAAAGAUUUAGAUCAUGAAAAGUGGACGGUGGAGAAGGUGUGGUACAAUGGGCAGUAUUUCGACAGCGUGGAGGAGCUUGUGGAGAAGUACGAGAAGGGGAUGAUCGAUAAACUCAAGCUGCAGGAGCAUGACGAGGAGGAUCUUUUUUCAACCUUCAUUCCUCGUGGACACAUGAAUACACCGACGAACAUUCAUGGUGCAAAGCUUGUCGAACCCCAAGGCCGGAGAUUCCAGGUGGAUGGGAACUUUGUGGAAUAUGCCGGAUGGUCCUUUGCAUAUCGGGUUCGCUCUUCGGCCGGGUUGCAGAUCUUUGACCUUCGCUUCAACGGGGAGAGAAUUGCUUAUGAAAUCGCACUGCAGGAGGCCAUUGCCUUCUACUCCGGAGAUUCUCCGGCUGCCAUGCAGACCAAAUACAUUGAUGCCGGAUGGGCGAUGGGCACUUCGGAUUAUGAGUUGGCACCUGGGAUCGACUGUCCAGAAAUUGCUCAUUUUGUGGACCUUUAUCAUUACUAUGACACAGACAAACCUGUGCGUUACAGAAACGCACUUUGCAUUUUUGAAAUGACCACAGCGCUUCCUCUGAGGAGACACUUCAAUAGCAACUUCCAAGGAGGCUACAAUUUCUAUGGAGGCUUGGAAAACCAUGUUCUGGUGAUCAGAACUACAUCUACGGUGUACAACUAUGACUACAUCUGGGACUUUGUCUUCUACCAGAAUGGCGUAAUGGAGUCUAGAGUGAGUGUGACUGGGUACAUCCAUGCAACGUUCUUCACGGAAAAUGGACUGAACUAUGGAACCAGGGUUUACAACUAUGUUCUUGGCAACUUGCACACCCAUCUAAUUCAUUACAAAGUGGACCUUGACAUUGCAGGGAGGGACAACAGCUUUGAAACCAUUGAUCUGAAAUAUGUUAACUUUACCAACCCCGCAGCCCAGGACACUCCAUUGUGGAGCCCAGGACACUCCAUUGUGCAAUCAAAACUGCAUAGGACGCAGCAUGAAACUGAACGUAGUGCUGCCUUCCGAUUUGGCAAGAAGUUUCCCAAAUACUUGCACUUCUACAAUCCCAAACAAAACAACAAGUGGGGACAUAAGAAGGGCUAUCGGAUCCAGUAUAACUCGCAUGCUAACAGCGUUUUGCCCCGGGGCUGGAGGGAGGAAAAUGGUAUUACGUGGUCAAGAUACCCGUUGGCUGCAACCAGACACAAGGACAAUGAGGCCACCAGCUCUAGCAUCUACACUCAGCAUGACCCUUGGGAGCCUGUUGUUUCCUUUGAGGAAUUCAUUCGCAACAAUGAAAACAUAGUUAACCAGGAUUUGGUUGCCUGGGUGACGGUGGGAUUCUUACACAUUCCUCAUUCUGAAGACAUUCCCAACACAGCGACUCCAGGAAACGCAGUGGGAUUCUUUCUGCGUCCCUUCAACUUUUUCGACGAGGACCCCUCGCUCGCGUCCCGCAGCACGGUCAUCGUGCGACCAGAUGAGAAGGGCCAGCCGAAGGUUCAGAGAUGGACUCCAGAGGUCGUAGGUCACUGUGUCUCAGACAAGCCUUUCUUCUACAAUGGUACAUAUGCUGGCGUCUAGACAGAGACUGAGCUCAUUUCAUUUUGUGUUAGUGUGUUUGUGCUGUAUAUUAAAUUAUAAAAAGCUGAAAUCUGUGAAAUAAAAUGCUGAUGGUGUCAAAUAUUUACAAUCAUAAAAAAUCGAGUGUACCGUAUUACAGGGAGCUGAACAAAUAAACCUCGAAUGCUUUAAAUUUGGAACUAAAAAACCUCACAAGCUUCUGCCAUUUUU
Messenger RNA from Sinocyclocheilus anshuiensis, 2544 nucleotides. RefSeq names its product amiloride-sensitive amine oxidase [copper-containing]-like. Gene Ontology annotation, molecular function: diamine oxidase activity; copper ion binding; quinone binding. Gene Ontology annotation, cellular component: plasma membrane. Lineage: Eukaryota; Metazoa; Chordata; Actinopteri; Cypriniformes; Cyprinidae. Gene Ontology annotation, biological process: response to antibiotic; amine metabolic process. The record is from RefSeq and is a predicted model, not a curated record.